AUGUGUCAGGUUGGGGCGGAAAGGGAUCGCGUGGGAGAACUGCAGCGCCAGGUGGCGGCCAUGCAGGACAGGAUCGCAGAGCAGCGCCGGCAGAUGGGCGGCGUCAACUCUGCGCGCGAGUGCGACAUCCAGGCAGAGAAGGCGAUGGCGGUGCUGGAGAAUCGGGUGGAACAGGCCUGGCACCGGCUGAACGCGCGACGCGCGGCGACGGCGGCGCUACGGGACACGAUAGACGGCGCGCGCAAGGAGCGGCUGGCCAUGGCCGAGCAGCAGAAGAAGCUGACGCAGCAGCUGGCGGCCGCUCGCGAACGCGCCGGCUCCUUGCUUCAAGCCAGCCGCGCCGCCUGCCUCGCCCGCAACAAGGCACGCCCUUUCUUAAACCGCCUGCUGCCACCCAUUGCUGAGAGCUGGACAGCUUUCUAG
Messenger RNA from Coccomyxa subellipsoidea C-169, 423 nucleotides. RefSeq lists its product as hypothetical. The record is from RefSeq and is a predicted model, not a curated record. NCBI's taxonomy places the organism in Eukaryota, Viridiplantae, Chlorophyta, Trebouxiophyceae, Coccomyxaceae. The transcript is spliced from 2 exons. The coding region runs from base 1 to 423 and encodes 140 amino acids.